This is a messenger RNA of Closterium sp. Naga37s-1, 1200 nucleotides long. The record is from the annotation of a GenBank genome assembly. Lineage: Eukaryota; Viridiplantae; Streptophyta; Zygnematophyceae; Desmidiales; Closteriaceae.
AUGGUGGGAAUGGACUUGCAAUGGCACAACCAGACGCGAUUACUCCACGCUGACGUGGCAGCCGAUGGCGAGGGGAUAGCUAAGAGCGAGGCGAAGGCGAGGCCGGAUGGGACGGCGGCGGAGAAGGCGGGGAGGAGAAGCGCGUCCCGACGCAGCAGGAAGGGACGCCGCGCUGGCGACGAGCUAUUGGCCGCCGCCCGUAACGCUGAUGACGGCCGUGACGCGUCUGAGGGCGGUGAUGGUGACGAUAAUGGGGAUGAUGGAGCAGCAGCAGGAGCAGUAGCAGCAGUUGAAGCAGCAGCGGCGGCGGCAGCGGCAGGGGAUAGUAACGCGGAAGCAACGGAGAGUGAGAACGAGGCCCGUCGCCCCGUGCCGUCCAUCCGCCCUCCUCGUCGCUCCGCCUCCCGCGCCUCAAGAGCAGGUGGCAGCAGAGCAGGCGGCAGCAGGGCAGGCACGAGGCCGGGUCCGCCUGUGGCGCUGAACGUGCGUGACGACCGCGGGUGGACGAUGCUGCACAUCGCCAGCCACAUGGGCAACGUGCGCAUGGUGCGGCAGCUACUAGAGGAGGGAGACGUGGCAGUGGACGAGCCAUCGCUGGGCCCAAAGUACGCGGGGGCGACGGCGCUGCACCUGGCGGCAGCAGCGGGGCACAUAGCGGUCAUGGACGCGUUGCUGGAGGGUGGAGCGAAUAUUGAGGCGCGCACACGUGGCGCGUUUGGCUGGACCCCCUUGCACCACGCGGCGCGGCACAAUCGGCGGCGAGCCAUCCGAUUCCUCUUGGAAAGCGGAGCAUUCCUGGCGGAGGACAUGCAGGACCCGCGCUUCAACCCGCCGCUGCACUACUGCCGCAGCCUGCAGUAUGCCUACCAGCUGCAGCAGAGCAUGAGUAUGGGGAAUGGCGGUGGGGAGGGGAGUAGCAGUGGGGGAGGUAGCGAGUUGGAGAGUGGGAGCGGUGUGGAGGGAGGGGUGGUGGGGGAAGGUGGGGAGGAGGGAGAGGAGCCGGUGGUGGGAACCUGCAGUAUGCGUACCAGCUGCAGCAGGCAAUGUCUGGGGAAGGUGGUGGGGAGGGGAGUAGCAGUGGGAUGGCAGCGAGGGGGGCAGUGGGAGCGGUGUGGAGGGAGGGGUGGUGGUGGGGAUGGGUGGGGAGGAGAGGGAGGUGGUGGAUCAAGAGCCAGCCGAAGCCUGCCAUGCCAACCAUAG